Molecule: messenger RNA, 1815 nt
Organism: Heterostelium album PN500
Lineage: Eukaryota; Evosea; Eumycetozoa; Acytosteliales; Acytosteliaceae
Gene: lkhA
Product: M1 family metallopeptidase
Exons: 4
Coding region: 1-1815 (604 amino acids)
Biological process (GO): proteolysis
Cellular component (GO): cytosol
Molecular function (GO): zinc ion binding; metallopeptidase activity
Source: RefSeq, a predicted model, not a curated record
AUGGAUCCAUCAUCACUAUCGAAUCCAUCAGAGGCAAAAGUUGAUUCUUUGCACUUGGUAUUGACUGUAGACUUUGCCAAGUCGUGUUUGGCUGGUUACGUCGAUGUCGUUGCCACCCUCCAAAACGACCAAGUCUCAGAGUUAAAGUUGGACAGCAAUCACUUGAAUGUCACUGGUGUCACCGAUUUGUCAAACCAACCAAUCAAGUAUCACCUUGCUGCCAAACACGAAAUCUUUGGUACUGCCAUCGUCAUUGAAGUUCCACAAGAACAACGUGGUGCCAACAAGACAUUCACUGCUCGUGUACACUAUUCAACCACCGUUGAAUCUACUGCUCUUCAAUGGUUAUCAAAAGAACAAACUGCUGGUAAACAACAUCCAUAUUUGUUCUCACAAUGUCAAGCUAUUCAUGCUAGAUCUUUGGUUCCAUGUCAAGAUAGUCCAUCAAACAAAGUCAAGUACUCUGCUGAAAUUACUGUUCCAGCUCCAUUGACUGCUUUGAUGAGCGCUUCCUCCACUGGAAAGAAAGUUGAUGGUGACAAGAUUACCUAUACUUUUGACCAAGAUAUUGCAAUUCCAACUUAUUUAAUUGCAAUUGUUGUUGGACAUUUAGAAUCAAGAGAAAUUGGACCAAGAACAAUGGUAUGGUCGGAGCCAGAGAUGGUUGAUAGCGGUGCCUAUGAAUUUGCCAAUACCGAGAAGUUCAUUCAAACCGGUGAAUCAUUGUUGACUCCAUACAUCUGGAAGCGUUACGAUAUUUUGUUGCUUCCACCCUCAUUCCCAUACGGAGGUAUGGAGAAUCCAAUGUUGGUAUUUGUCACUCCAACUUUGUUGGCUGGUGACCGUUCUCUCGAGAAUGUCAUCGCUCACGAGAUUGCCCAUUCAUGGUGCGGUAAUUUGGUUACCAAUCGUUUCUGGUCCGAGUUCUUCUUGAACGAAGGUUUCACUGUGUUUGUCGAGCGUAAGAUUAUCGGUCGUCUCUACGGUGAGGACAUGUUCCAAUUCGAAGCGAUCAACGGUUUGAAACACCUCAAGGACGACAUCGACCAAUUCGGUGCCACCAAUCCACUGACCGCUCUCCGUCCAAAUCUCGACGGUAUCGAUCCAGACGAUGCUUUCAGCUCGGUGCCAUACGACAAAGGUUUCAACUUGCUCUGCUAUCUCCAGAGUUUGGUUGGAGUCACCGAAUUUGAAGCUUGGCUCAAGUCAUACAUCGCUCACUUUGCCUACCAAUCGAUCACCGCCGAACAAAUGAAGAACUACUUUAUCAAUUAUUUCACUGAGAAGGGAAUGGCCGACGCCAUCGCCGUCGUCGACUGGCAGUCGUGGUUCAACAACCCAGGUAUGCCACACAACCAGGUCGCUUUCACCUGUCAGUUGGCCGAGCAAGCCAAAGAGUUGGCCAAGAAAUGGAUCGCCACCAAGGGUGACGGUAUCGAGAGUGCCUCGGACUUCCAAGCGUUCAACUCACAACAAACCAUUCUAUUCUUGGACACACUCUUGGUUUUGACUGCCAACGAUCACUUGCCAGUCGACGCCAUCGAGAAGAUGGACAAACUCUAUCACCUCACCGAGACUCGUAACGCCGAGUAUCGUGCCAAGUGGUACAGUCUUUGUUUGCAAUCGGGAAUCACCAGAAUCCAACCAUUGGUUGCCAAAUUCCUCGUCGAACAAGGUAGAAUGAAAUUCGUCAGACCACUAUACCGUGAGUUGAACAAAGUCAACAGAGAAUUGGCUGUCUCCACCUUUACCACCCACAGAAAUUUCUAUCACAACAUUUGUUCAAAGAUGGUUGCCAAAGAUUUAGGUCUCUAA